Messenger RNA from Hibiscus syriacus, 1001 nucleotides. Its product is annotated as AT-hook motif nuclear-localized protein 16-like. The record is from RefSeq and is a predicted model, not a curated record. The transcript has a single exon. Gene Ontology annotation, biological process: vegetative to reproductive phase transition of meristem. Gene Ontology annotation, molecular function: DNA-binding transcription factor activity; minor groove of adenine-thymine-rich DNA binding. Bases 226 to 999 code for a protein of 257 amino acids. Gene Ontology annotation, cellular component: nucleus. NCBI's taxonomy places the organism in Eukaryota, Viridiplantae, Streptophyta, Magnoliopsida, Malvales, Malvaceae.
AAGUACUUAUAUCCACUGUAUUUGAGUAAUAUUAAUUAAUGCAGAAGCAGAAGUAUUGAAGUGGGUAUUUGUUGGGAAAGGCAAUUAACAUGAUUGAUGAAUCAGUUUGGAGGUAGGCACUUAACCAUCUCCUAACCUUCAAUCAUUCUUUCUGCUUCUCACAAUUAACUUAUCGAUCCAUUCCCUCUAUUUAAACUCACACGGGAACCUGAGUUUUCUGCAUCAAUGGGGCAAAGCACCGAGUUGAGAGCACCCAUGGAACAAAUUCAGAACCAAGAGCAAGAUAAGGGGAAUCUCCAUAAGCAAGGCAUUGAUGAUGUGAUACUGAUGGCUCCCAAGAUGCCCAAGGAUGAGGCCGAGAACAUUCGGCGGCCUCGAGGGAGGCCAGCAGGCUCCAAGAACAAACCAAAACCACCGAUCAUAGUCACUCGUGACAGUGCCAAUGCGUUACGUGCACAUGCAAUGGAGGUGAGUUCGGGUUGUGAUGUGCAUGAGAGUUUGGCUAGUUUCGCAAGGAGAAAGCAGCGUGGCAUUUGUGUUCUCAGUGGCAGUGGAUUCGUAACUAAUGUUACACUCAAACAACCAGCCUCAUCUGGUGCGAUUGUUACCUUACAUGGAAGGUACGAGAUUCUGUCGUUGCACGGCUCGAUCCUUCCGCCUCCUGCCCCAUCCGGGAUUACUGGCCUGACCAUUUACCUUUCCGGGGCACAGGGACAGGUUGUCGGCGGAGGCAUAGUCGGCGCACUCAUUGCUUCUGGUCCUGUUCUCAUCAUGGCUGCAUCCUUCAUGAAUGCAACCUUCGAUCGUCUCCCUUUGGACGAGACGGACGAAACGACAACAGCAGCUAUGCAGAACCAAUACCAUCAGCAGAACGGUCAGCACCAUCGGCUGGACAUUUCGGAUUUGUAUGGGAUGAUACCGCACAACUUGAUCACCAAUGGAACUAAUCCUCCUGAGGUAUACUCUUGGGCACCGGGACGAACCAUGUCAAAAACCUAAGC